AUGUUGCGAAGCAGUAUCAGGGCCAGCAAGGUUGAGGAGGAUGUGGAGAAGGACAAGCAGGAAGGGGUUCGAGAUGAUGAAGGUCGACCCAGGUUGCAAGGACAGGAUGGUCGCCAAUCAACACAACAUGAGAAGGUCGACCGGAGGACGCCGUUGACCUUGCAAACCGCCUGGAGCUCAUUGCAGGAUCCUCAACGGCCAUUGGAACUCGACAACCGAAGUAUAUCACAUCAGCAUCUGCAACGCUGCAUAUCAACUCGGGCCGUGAGCAGCUUGGCCAAGGCACCUUCGGUCGCUGUUAUCUCUUUCUUUCUUCUUUCGGAUCGACUGGUACCGCAGGUCGCUCUGAACUUGUCUAUCCCUAAGCCAUCCGAACGGGAAUGUCAACAACACCGCCUAGCACGAGCUCGAGGCUCGACAAGUUCAAAAGAAAUGCGCUGGCCAUCAACCACUGGGAAGGAGUCCUUCAAUCAAGCAUUACAUCUCGUCAAUCUCAACCAACCAUCUCGCCAAGAUGUCAUCAAAAUCAUCAAUCCGGACAGUGGCUUGAACAAAAUGCUUGAAAUUGCAAAUCAGGAAUUCGACAAAUUUGUCUUUGUCACUCAAAUCAUCCUCAUAUUUCGAAGACUCUCGGAACAGCAUGUCGUCUCUUCACCUCACUUCGAACACCACCUCCGCAAUGCCUCUUCUUCCGAGGAUCGCCCACAUCUUCUUGGUUUGGUCCACUUCGUCCCUCAACGCUUCCUGUCAUGA
Aureobasidium melanogenum CBS 110374 is the source of this 753-nucleotide messenger RNA. RefSeq lists its product as uncharacterized. The record is from RefSeq and is a predicted model, not a curated record. The coding region runs from base 1 to 753 and encodes 250 amino acids. Lineage: Eukaryota; Fungi; Ascomycota; Dothideomycetes; Dothideales; Saccotheciaceae. The transcript is spliced from 2 exons.